Messenger RNA from Heteronotia binoei (common prickly gecko), 3317 nucleotides. Its product is annotated as zinc finger protein 345-like. The record is from RefSeq and is a predicted model, not a curated record. Gene Ontology annotation, molecular function: DNA-binding transcription repressor activity, RNA polymerase II-specific. Gene Ontology annotation, biological process: negative regulation of transcription by RNA polymerase II. The transcript has a single exon. Lineage: Eukaryota; Metazoa; Chordata; Lepidosauria; Squamata; Gekkonidae. Bases 1 to 2304 code for a protein of 767 amino acids.
AUGCAGAGACGUCAAAAAGAAGCAAAAAAAUAUAAAUGCCUGGAGUGUGGAGAAAGUUGUAGGUGGAGUGACAACCUUACUUCCCAUCAAAGAAUUCAUACAGAGGAGAAACCAUAUAAGUGCUUGAAGUAUAGCACCAGCUUCCACCAGAGUGGAAACCUCACUUCCCAUCAGAGAAGUCACACAGGACAGAAACCAUAUAAAUGCCUGAAAUGUGGGAAAAGCUUCAAGCAGAGGGGAAGCCUUAUAUGUCAUUGGAGAAGUCACACAGGGGAGAAACCGUAUAAAUGUCUGGAGUGUGGAAAGUUCUUUACUAGGAAAGGAAGCCUUACAUACCAUGAAAGGAUUCAUAGGGGGGUGAAACCAUAUAAAUGCCAGGAGUGUGGAAAGUACUUUCGUAGCAAAGGAAGCCUUACUUACCAUGAAAUAAUUCAUACAGGGGAGAAACUACAUAAAUGUCUGGAGUGUGGGAAAAGCUUUCGGCGAAAGAAUAUCUUAAUUUUCCACCAAAGAACUCACACAGGAGAGAAACCAUAUAAAUGCCUGGAGUGUGGAAGAGACUUUAGUAGCAAAGGCGGUCUUGCUUACCAUGAAAGAAUUCAUACAGGGGAGAUCCAAUAUAAAUGCCUCAAGUGUGAAAAGUGCUUUAGUAGCAAAGGAGGGCUUAGGUAUCAUGAAAUAAAUCAUACAGGGGAGAAACCAUAUAAAUGUCUGGAGUGUGGGAAAAGCUUUCAACAGAAGUAUUUGUUAACUUUUCAUCAAAGAAUUCACAAUGGAGAGAUCCCAUAUAAAUGCCUGGAGUGUGGAAAGGGCUUUAGUAGAAAACAAAGCCUUACUUUCCAUGAAAGAAUUCAUACAGGAGAGAAACCAUAUAAGUGUCUGGAAUGUGGGGAAAGCUUUCCACGGAAGGAUGCUCUAACUUCUCAUCAAAGAAUUCACACAGGGGAGAAACCAUAUAAAUGCCUAGAGUGUGGAAAAAGUUUUCCAUGGAGGAAUAAUCUAAGUUCCCAUCAAAGAAUUCACACACGGGAGAAACCAUAUAAAUGCCUGGAGUGUGGAAAGGGCUUUAGUAAAAAACAAAGCCUUACUUUCCAUGAAAGAAUUCAUACAGGGGAGAAACCAUAUCAAUGUGUGGAGUGUGGAAAAAGCUUUCGACAGAAGAAUAUAUUAGCUUUUCAUCAACGAAUUCACACAGGAGAGAAACCAUACAAAUGUCUACAGUGUGGGAAAGGCUUCAAUCAGAAGAGAAGCCUUACUGCCCAUCAAGCAAUUCACACUGGUGAGAAACCAUAUCAAUGUCUGGAAUGUGGGAAAAGCUUUCGGCAGAAGAAUAUAUUAACUUUCCAUCAAAGAACGCACACAAUGGAGAAACCAUAUAAAUGCCUGGAGUGUGGAAAGUAUUUUAGUUGCAAAGGAGGUCUUGCAUACCAUGAAAGAAUUCAUACAGGGGAGAAACCGUAUGAAUGUCAGGAGUGUGGGAAAAGCUUUCGAAAGAAUAAUAUAUUAACUUCCCAUCAAACAAUUCACACAGGGGAGAAACGAUAUAAAUGCCUGGAAUGUGGAAACGACUUUCGUAGCAAAGGAAGCCUUACUUAUCACAAAAAAAUUCAUACUGGUGAGAAACCAUAUGAAUGUCAGGAGUGUGGGGGAAACUUCCGAGACAAGAAAACAUUAACUUGCCAUCAAAGAAUCCACACAGGGGAGAAACCAUAUAAAUGCCCAGAGUGCGGGAAGUGCUUUAGUAGCAAAGGAGGCUUUACUUACCAUAAAAGACUUCAUGCAGGAGAGAAGCCAUAUAAAUGUCUGGAGUGCGGAAAGAGCUUUCCACAGAAGGGUUCCCUAACUUUCCAUCUAAUAAUUCACACAGGACAGAGAUCAUAUAAAUGCCUGGAAUGUGGAAAAGCCUUCAGUCGUAAGAGAAGCCUUACUGAUCAUCAAAGAAUUCACACAGGGGAGAAACCAUAUAUGUGCCUGGAAUGUGGACAAAGCUUUCCACGGAAGGAUGCUCUAAUUUCUCAUCAAAGAAUUCACACCGGGGAUACCCCAUAUAAAUGUCUGGAAUGUGGCAAGUACUUUAGUAGCAAAGGAAACCUUACUUACCAUGAAAGAAUUCACAGAGGGGAGAAACGGUAUAAAUGUCCAGAGUGUGGAAAGUGCUUCAGUAGGAAAGGAAGCCUUACUUACCAUGAAAGAAUUCAUACGGGGGAGAAACCUUAUAAAUGCCUGGCGUGUAGGAAGUACUUUAGUAGCAAAGGAAACCUUACUGACCACGAAAGAACUCAUAUAGGGGAAACCCUGUGUUAAUUCCUGGCAUGUUCAAAAUGUUUUCGAUACAUGGAUAAGUUAACAGAAGAAUUUGCACAGGCAAAACCUUAUAAAUGCCUGAAGUGUGGCAAAAGCUUUGGACAGAAGGAUAAACUAACUUUGCAUCCACUGGGAAGAAAGCUUAAAAAUGUCUGGAGUAUAGAAAGACAUUCCAUCAAAGAAAAAUAGAUUUGAAAGUUAGAAAGCAGCCCUGUUUCCUUCAUAAAAAUGCCGUUUUAAACUUUUCUGUUUCAGUAGAAAAGAGAGAUUCCACUCUAGAUGUCCAAAGAAGUUAGGGCUUUUUUUGUAGCAGGAACUCCUUUGCAUAUUAGGCCACACCCACCUGUUGUCGCCAAUCUUCCAAGAGCUUACAGGGCUCUUACUACAGGGCCUACUGUAAGCUCCAGGGGGAUUGGCUACAUCGGGUGGGUGUGGCCUAAUAUGCAAAGGAGUUCCUGCUACAAAAAAAACCCCCUGACAGUAGCUCACAAAAGCACCUCCCUUGUCACAAAUUUGUUAGUCUUUAAGGUACUCCGGGGUUCUUGCUCUUUCCUACGGCUACAGACCUAGCGUGGCUACCUGUCGCAUUCCGUUUCACACCUGGGGAAUGCUAGCAUUGUGGGAGUCUUCCUUCAACCCCUUGUUCCUUUCCUUGGCAACUGCGUGAGUGAAUUUGCUGUGUACAUGUCGCUGUCCGUCUCACCCGCGACCUUUGCGCAGACGAGCAGAGCAGUUGCAGUAGAUCUGUUGAGAGAAGCCGUCCCGUAGACCUUAAAACCUGAAAGAGGUUGUCAGUAAUGUCCAGCACCUAAGCAGAAUCUCAAACGUUCUGUGCCUCGGCCAGAAUAGUAAUCAGGCGGCAACAUUCUCUACCAGCUGGAGAUUUCGACUUCAAGGGUGGACCCACGUAGAGCAUAUUAUGGCAGACUGGCUUCUUGAUCACUUUGUGUUUGACUUUCAUUGCGCGCAUCGAUUCAAGCGUUGAGCUUCAAUAAACUGGUGAAACAAUUGGA